AUGGCCUCUAAGUGUUCAAAUGAAAGGAAGAGUUGCACAUCUCUCACUUUAAAUCAAAAUCUAGAAAUGAUUAAGCUUAGUGAGGAAGGCAUGUCAAAAGCCAAGACAGGCUGAAAGCUAGGCCUCUUGUGCCAAAGACAAGUUGCACAUGCAAAGGAAAAGUUCUUGAAGGAAAUUAAAAGUGCUACUCCAGUGAACACACAAACGAUAAGAAAGCGAAACAGCCUUAUUGCUGAUAUGGAGAAAGUUUUAGUGGUCUGGAUAGAAGAUCAAAUCAGCCACAACAUUACCUUGAGCCAAAGCCCAAUCCAGAGCAAGGCCCUAACUCUCUUCAGGUCUAUGAAGGCUGAGAGAGGCGAGGAAGCUGUAGAAGAAAAGUUUGAAGCUAGCAGAGGGUGGCUCACGAGGUUUAAGGAAAGAAGCCAUCUCCGUGACAUAAAAGUACAAGGUGAAGCAGCAAGUGCUGAUGUAGAAGCUGCAGCAAGUUAUCCAGAAGAUCUAGCUAAGACAAUAAAUGAAGCUGGCUACACUAAACAACAGAUUUUCAAUGUAAAUGAAACAGCCCUCUAUUGGAAGAAGAUGCCAUCUAGGACUUGCAUAGCCAGAGAGGAGAAGUCAAUGCCUGGUUUCAAAACUUCAAAGGACAGACUGACUCUCUUGUUAGGGGCUAAUGCAGCUGCUGCUGACUUUAAGUUGAAGCCAAUGCUCAUUUACCAUUCAGAAAAUCCUAGGGCCCUUAAGAAUUAUGCUAAAUCUACUCUGCCUGUGCUCUAUAAAUGGAAUGACAAAGCCUAGAUGACACCACAUCUCUUUACAACAUGGUUUACUGAAUAUUUUAAGCCCACUGUUGAGACCUACUGCUUGGAAAAAAAGAUUCCUUUCAAAAUAUGACUGCUUACUGACAAUGCACCUGGUCACUCAAGAGGUCUGAUGGAGAUAUACAACAAGAUUAAUGUUGUUUUCAUGCCUACUAACACAACAUCCAUUCUGCAGCUCAUGGAUCAAGGAAUAAUUUUGAUUUUCAAAUCUUAUUAUUUAAGAAAUACAUUUCAUAAGGCUAUAGCUGUCAUAGAAAGUGAUUCUUCUGAUGGAUCUGGGCAAAGAAAAUUGAAAACCUUCUGGAAAGGAUUCACCAUUCUAGAUGCCAUUAAGAACAUUCGUGAUUUAUGGGAAGAGGUCAAAAUAUCAACAUUAGCAGGAGUUUGGAAGAAGUUGAUUCCAACCCUCAUGGACUUUGAGGGGUUCAAGACUUCGGUAGAGGAAGUAACUGCAGAUAUGGUGGAAAUAGCAAGAGAACUAGAAUUAGAAGUGGAGCCUGAAGAUGUGACUGAGUUGCCGCAAUCUCAUGAUCAAACUUUAAUGGAUGAGGAGUUGCUUCUUAUGGAUGAGCAAAGAAAGUGGUUUCUUAAGACGGAAUCUACUCCUGGUGAAGAUGCUGUGAAGAUUGUUGAAAUUACAACAAAGGAUUUAGAAUAUUAUAUAAACUUAGUUGAUAAAGCAGCAGCAGGGUUUGAGAGGACCAACUCCAAUUUUGAAAGCAGUUCUAUUGUUGGUAAAAUGCUAUCAAACAGCAUCACAUGCUACAGAGAAAUAAUUCAUGAAAGGAAAGGUCAAUCAAUGCAGCAAAAUUCACUGUUGUCUUAUUUUAAGAAACUGCCACAGCUGCCCCAACCUUCAGCACCCACCACCCUGAUCAGUCAGCAGCCAUCAACAUCGAGGCAAGACCCUCCACCAGCAAAAAGAUUAGCACUCGCUGAAGGCUCAGAUGAUGGCUAGCAUUUAUUAGCAAUAAAGUAUUUUUAAUUAAGGCAUGUACCUUGGUUUUUUAGACAUAACGCUAUUGCACACUUAAUAAACUACAGUAUAGCAUAAACAUAACUUCUGUAUGCACUGGGAAACCAAAAAAUUCGUGUGACUUGAUUUACUGCAAUAUUAGCUUUAUUGCAGUGGUC
Molecule: messenger RNA, 1952 nt
Organism: Ceratotherium simum simum (southern white rhinoceros)
Lineage: Eukaryota; Metazoa; Chordata; Mammalia; Perissodactyla; Rhinocerotidae
Source: RefSeq, a predicted model, not a curated record